AUGUCGAACUCAACUCAAAACAAGGAAACCGCCACUGAGCAACCUACACAAAAGCCCCAGGUGCUAGAAGAAGACGACGAAUUCGAAGAUUUCCCCGUUGAAGGUAGACAAAGCGGAUCUGCAGACCAGUCACCCAAGCUAACCAAAUACCUAGACUGGCCACAAGAAGAAGCCGAACAGACUGCCGGCUCGACGGCAAAUGGCGGAAGCGAACACCUCUGGGAAGAGAGCUGGGAUGAUGACGAUGCCGCAGAAGACUUCUCCAAGCAACUCCAGUGCGUUCACGCCUCACCUUUCCAUCACCAACGUCCUUGA
This is a messenger RNA of Penicillium soppii, 315 nucleotides long. Its product is annotated as proteasome regulatory particle lid subunit SEM1. Gene Ontology annotation, biological process: mRNA export from nucleus; proteasome assembly; double-strand break repair via homologous recombination. Lineage: Eukaryota; Fungi; Ascomycota; Eurotiomycetes; Eurotiales; Aspergillaceae. Bases 1 to 315 code for a protein of 104 amino acids. The record is from RefSeq and is a predicted model, not a curated record. The transcript has a single exon. Gene Ontology annotation, cellular component: proteasome regulatory particle, lid subcomplex; proteasome complex.